Anisakis simplex (herring worm) is the source of this 425-nucleotide messenger RNA. The record is from the annotation of a GenBank genome assembly. Lineage: Eukaryota; Metazoa; Nematoda; Chromadorea; Rhabditida; Anisakidae.
CGGGGGAGAAUUGGGAAGAGGACGAUUGGCGACCGCAUUUCGAGGAGGCCGAACCGGGUGAGACCGCAGAAAACAGUGUGCUGGCUGGGAUGAUCGCUGAGCUGAUGAAAGACUCCCAGGUGCAGCUGGUGAUGGAUUUGGACCUCCUGAGGUCGCUGUUUAUCCACCCGACGAGUCGGAUUCAGACGACAGUAGCCAGUGGUGAUGAGUCGUAUGUGCGGCAGUUGUUGUCGUUGUUGGAACCGUUGAAAGUACAUGGCCGAGUGGAAUACGACGUGUCGGCACCGUGUCUGGCCGACCUAUCGCAUUUUCUGUGGUCAGCAGUGGAGUACGCGCGCGCGCAGCGAGAAGUGACGUCAUACUGCAGAAACUGCUCUUGUGACGGACGCGCGCAUAACACCAAGCAGUAUCAGUGGAUCUUCGAU